Molecule: messenger RNA, 540 nt
Organism: Cylindrotheca closterium
Lineage: Eukaryota; Bacillariophyta; Bacillariophyceae; Bacillariales; Bacillariaceae
Source: the annotation of a GenBank genome assembly
AUGAAGAGCAAGCUGCUGUUGAUCACGUCGACAAAGGAUCUCGCAAGCUACUCUUACCCAACAAUGACGAUAGUCGUCAUGAACAACAAGACGAAGAAGAAAAGAAGGAAGAGGAGCACCGUUUUUGCUCGUGAAAAGGACAGCGCUCCUGAAAAAGAUUGUGCUCCACCAGUUGCCACCAAGGACGCCAUUGCUGCUCCCAAGAAGGACGACGCUCCGUCCGUCGCCGCCAAGGGCCCUCCUACUGUCGAGGAACAUGUAGAAACUGGCAAUGCACCAAAAGGCUCUGUAUUGUUAGCCAAUCCAUCUCAGAACGAAGUUUGGGAGCGAAAUUAUCAGCAAUAUUACAAGUUUUAUCAGGUGCAUAAACACCUAACUCUCCCCAAGAGUCAUCCGAAUUAUGUUCGGCUUUCAAAGUGGUUGACAAACCAGCGUCACCAUCGAAAGGCAAUGAAACCGGAUCGAUUGCGGAAACUGCAAGAGAUAAACUAUGCUGCUACACCAAAGCCCCGGGAAGACCACGAACGCAAUUGGGAUUAA